UCUUCCCUGACCCAGAGGAGGCACCCUUAUCCGGCUCAAGACCAUCUUGUCUUUUCAACCAAUUAAAAUAUAGAGGAGGCGGGACUGGUGAAUUGCAGCUGUUAACCUAUUGGUCAAGACAAUUAAAAGCAGUACUAGAACAAAUAUUGGAAUUUCAUUUCAAGCAGUGUUUGAGGUCAAUUUAAACCUAUAUGGGACCGGUAUUAAUUGCCUAAAGCAUGAUGUUUUUUGCUUGAUAUCUGACUUUUGGCAUUGAAUAGAUAACAAUAAGCUUGUUGUUAGCGUUGUUCAGUGUACACUGCAGAAUAGUAUUUAGGCUCAAGCUGAGAUAAGAUUAACUGGACUUAAAAUGUGUUUUUACAACCAUCAAGUCUAAGGAGGAAAAGGAAGUAAAUGUAAGUGAUGAAGAUGUGUAACAGGUCCUCUGUCAGUCACUGAGUCUGCACGCAUGGACCCACACACACAGAUUGUGUGACACAGCCCUCCUUCAGCUGAUCUGGAACUAGUUUAAAGACCAGCAGCAGCAUGGAGCACAUGUCCUCUCCGGUCCGAUUUCGCAGCAAUAAAAAAGUUGUCCAGUUUCACCAUCGAGGACCAAGAAGACACACAGUUCCCAUUCUCCAUGAGGGAUCUACCUCCCGUCGCUCGUGCUGCAGGACGCUUUCAGAGCUCAGGUUACCACGAGGCGGAGGAAACGCUGACUGCCUCCAACGGGCUGCAGAGCUUCUCCGGGACUUCUUCUCUGCCCCGUUCCAUGCACUUCCCUCCCGUCGAUUGUCCAACAGUCCCUCCCAGACCGACCCGUGCAGGACCAGAUCCACAGUGUCUGCCUGUGAAGAAGCCGCUCGUCUCUCAGGUGUCUCUGGACUCUCCGCUCAGCCCGGCCUCACGACCACGAAGCCCCUGGGGACGUUUUGACCCCUAUGACUCUCCAGAGGAUCAGGAUAAGGAGUAUGUGGGUUUUGCCACACUGCCCAAUCAGGUCCACAGAAAAACAGUAAAGAAAGGUUUCACGUUUACUGUCAUGGUGGCAGGAGAGUCUGGUCUUGGUAAAUCCACAUUAAUCAACAGUUUGUUCCUCACGGACAUCUACAAAGACAGAAAAGUUCCUAAUGCAGAAGAACGAAUCUGUCAAACGCUCGGCAUAACCAAGCACACCAUCGGCAUUGAGGAGAAAGGAAUCAAACUGAGGCUCACCAUCAUCGACACACCGGGGUUUGGAGAUGCAGUCAACAACACAAAGAGCUGGAAGCACAUCGAAGACUACAUCGACCAGCAGUUUGAGCAGUAUUUCAGAGACGAGAGCGGCUUGAACAGAAAGAACAUCCAGGACAACCGAGUCCACUGCCUCCUCUACUUCAUCUCACCGUUUGGUCACGGGUACAUUUCUCUUCCACGAAUGACGAAACCAGCAAGCGCCUCAGCUUCGACUUUAAAUAUGCUUCUCUUUGUCAGCCUUCGACCACUUGAUGUGGAGUGUAUGAAGGCCUUGCACGCAAAGGUUAACAUCAUUCCUCUUCUGGCCAAAGCUGACGGCCUGACGCAAACGGAGGUCUGCAAAAAGAAGAUGAAGAUCAGGGAGGACAUCAGGCAGUUUGGGAUCCACAUCUACCAGUUUCCAGACUGUGACUCAGAUGAAGAUGAAGACUUCAAGACACAAGAACAGACUCUGAAGGACAGCAUACCAUUCGCCGUCAUUGGUAGCAACAUCCAAGUGGAGAGCAAAGGCCGRAAGUUCAGGGGUCGCGCCUAUCCAUGGGGUGUGGUAGAAGUGGAGAACCCAGCUCAUUCUGACUUCUUGCUACUGAGGAACAUGUUGGUGAGGACGCACAUGCAGGAUCUGAAGGACGUGACUCGGGAGAUACAUUACGAGAACUACAGGGCUCAGUGCAUUCAGAACAUGACGCGCAUGAUGGUGCAGGAGAGGAAACGCAGUUUGAGGGAGAAGUAUCGAGAGGGAGGCGAAGUAGACUUUCCUCUGCCGCUAGCGACCGAUGACGCCGAGAAGGAGAGGCAGAUCUUUGAGAAAGAUGAAGAA
Austrofundulus limnaeus is the source of this 2038-nucleotide messenger RNA. It is a transcript of the gene septin4a, whose product is annotated as septin 4a. NCBI's taxonomy places the organism in Eukaryota, Metazoa, Chordata, Actinopteri, Cyprinodontiformes, Rivulidae. The record is from RefSeq and is a predicted model, not a curated record. Gene Ontology annotation, molecular function: GTP binding.